Molecule: messenger RNA, 645 nt
Organism: Zingiber officinale
Lineage: Eukaryota; Viridiplantae; Streptophyta; Magnoliopsida; Zingiberales; Zingiberaceae
Product: stress enhanced protein 1, chloroplastic-like
Exons: 4
Coding region: 105-545 (146 amino acids)
Biological process (GO): cellular response to high light intensity
Source: RefSeq, a predicted model, not a curated record
CAAGUGGCGGAGAAAGCGCCGGUGAGAAGAUAAAACGGUGACCAAGACGAGAUGGAUGGCCAACAGCACAGGCUGGCCUCGAAAUUUUGAGAUUUUAUCUUCUGAUGGCCGCCGCCGGUGCCCAAGCUCUUCUCACCGUCGUCUCUCAUCAUCUCUUCUCAGUGCCACGUGCUUCUAUCUCAAAAUCCUGCAGCUUGACGCGCUUCUCCUCAUCCGGAGCUUCGCCACUCACUUCUUCCUUCACGCCUGGCUUAGCUACCGCAUUUUGGAUUACAUCCAACAGAAGGAAGAUUAAUGAGCAAGAAAAAUCUAUUUCCAUAAGGUGUGAGCAGGGAACCAAGGAGAAUAAUGGAUUGAAUGUAUGGCUGGGUCGGUUUGCUAUGGUCGGUUUUGCAACAGCUAUAACUGUCGAAAUAUCAACAGGGAAAGGACUUCUAGAGAAUUUUGGGUUUACAGCACCAAUUCCAACUCUAGCACUGGCUGCAACAGCAUUAGUUGGAGUUCUUACUGCAUUCUUCAUCUUUCAGUCAGCCUCUCGAGAUUAAUCGCCGUCUUGUUUAAAGUUCAUUGACAUUCAUGCAAUCUGUAUUGCUAAUGUUACUGGACAAGCUCUAUAAGAAGUCUAUACAUUUGUGUUCCCCUUCA